GGGAAGCCCGUGCCCUGGGCCUGCGCGCACCUGUGGGACCAUAGUCGCCACCCUGCGGGGAGCCCCCGGACCUCACGGUGAGCGGGCGGGGCCUCAGGGAGGGGAAAGGAGUGGCUCCAGGCGCCUUCGGCUGGGACGGCUGGCGGGAGGCUUCUCUACGAAGCCUGCCCCGGCCCCGCGCUCCCUCGGAUUGCUGUCUGCGCGUGCGGCCCAGAACUCCCAGCGGCUGCCGCGUAGGGCCCGGCACAGAGCUGGCGUCUAAGAAGAUGGUGGCGGGAAUGAACGGAUGAGUGAUGACUGAGUGAUGGAUAGAUGACCAAGAGCUAGGACCCGUGUUCGGAAACGAAGUCCCGGGGUUCAGAGUUCUCGGUUUGGAUACCACCUGCUCCCCCGCCCUUAGUCCUGCUGCUCAGAAACUUUUUUAGGGACCGUCGUACUAGGACCCGGCAGUAGUGUAGAGCGCACUAGGUGGCGAGUCUCGAGUCUCUUGAGUUAUGUAAUUCCUGAGGACACAGAGGCUGUUGCUUCAUUUCUAAAGUUGGACUGUCUAGUAGUCCUUGCCUUUCUUUACAAAGUUCAGUUGAGAGCAUGUCUGGGAUAGCACGUACGGAAACGUGAAUGUUUUGCAACGGAAUUUUACUAUGCGAAACUUGCCAAAUAGUACUCAGAGCUCGGGGACAGGGCUACAGAAUGAAUGACGUUGGAGCCUGCCAAAUGGGAAGAUGCUUCCAGUCUAGCAAUGGAAGAAGAUAGAUAUGUAUGGCUCCCAGUUUUCCAACUCUGAAGUGUUUUCCAGUCAAAACAAAGAGAAGGUUUGUGGAUGUUGAAUAUGCAAGGAGCUGAAGAGAGAGCGCUGGGAAGAGAGGUUUGUCCAGGUUUGAUGGAAAAGUCUGUUCCAGAGGAGGAUGUCUCUGAAAUUGAUUCACCAGGGAGAGUAGCAAAGAGAUUACCAGAGGAUGCAAACCAGGGUUCUGUAUUUGAAAAAAAAUACACAUGUGAAAGCAUGAAGGAAAACCCUUCUGGAGAGGUUCCCAGACCAUGCCUUUUCCAGGAAGGAGGUUUUGAGGAAAUAACUUUUAUCCACAAGGAAGCAUCUCCUGAAACAAUUAGCCAAGAAUAUGAUUUUGAGAGAAGCUUGCUCUUGACCUCCAGCUUUGUUACACAUCUCAGGGUUUCUACAGAAGAGAGCCUACAUCAGUGGGAGACAAGUAGUAUACACACUGAUGAGAUUUCAGACCAAAGUAAAUGCCCAGCUCUCUCUACUCAGAAAAAGUCUUGGGAAUGUAAUGAAUGUGGAAAAACUUUUACUCAGAGCUCAUCCCUUACCCAGCAUCAGAGGACUCAUACUGGAGAGAGACCCUAUGCAUGUGAGGAAUGUGGGAAAGCCUUUAGUCGCAGUUCCUUCCUCGUUCAGCAUCAAAGAAUUCACACCGGAGUAAAACCAUAUGGAUGUGAGCAGUGUGGGAAAACAUUUCGAUGUCGAUCAUUUCUUACUCAGCAUCAGAGAAUCCAUACUGGAGAGAAACCUUAUAAAUGUAGUGAAUGUGGGAAUUCCUUCCGCAAUCAUUCGCAUCUCACUGAACAUCAGAGAAUUCACACUGGAGAGAAACCGUACAAAUGUAAUAGAUGUGGGAAGGCAUUCAAUCAGAACACACACCUCAUUCAUCAUCAGAGGAUUCACACUGGUGAGAAACCUUAUUUAUGCAAUGAAUGUGGCUCUUCUUUUCGCAAACAUUCAAAUCUCACACAACAUCAGAGAAUUCACACUGGGGAUAAACCCCAUAAAUGUGAUGAGUGUGGGAAAACUUUCCAAACAAAGGCAAACCUCUCUCAGCAUCAGAGAAUUCAUACUGGAGAGAAACCCUAUAAAUGUAAGGAGUGUGGCAAAGCCUUUUGUCAGAGCCCAUCCCUUAUUAAACACCAGAGAAUUCAUACUGGAGAAAAACCCUAUAAAUGUAAGGAAUGUGGCAAAGCUUUUACUCAGAGUACCCCACUCACUAAGCAUCAGAGAAUUCAUACAGGGGAGAGACCCUACAAAUGCAGUGAAUGUGGUAAAGCCUUCAUUCAGAGCAUUUGCCUCAUUCGGCAUCAGAGAAGUCACACUGGAGAAAAACCCUAUAAAUGCAAUGAAUGUGGGAAGGGCUUUAAUCAGAAUACCUGCCUCACUCAGCAUAUGAGAAUUCAUACUGGAGAGAAACCCUAUAAAUGUAAAGAAUGUGGGAAGGCCUUUGCCCAUAGCUCAUCUCUUACUGAACAUCACAGAACUCACACUGGUGAGAAGCUCUAUAAAUGUAGUGAAUGUGAGAAAACUUUCCGCAAGUAUGCACACCUUAGUGAGCAUUACAGGAUUCAUACUGGUGAGAAGCCUUACGAAUGCAUUGAAUGUGGAAAAUUCUUCAGACAUAGUUCAGUCCUUUUCAGACACCAGAAACUUCACAAUGGUGAUAACCCUGGCAUUCAGGUUGUGAUAGCUUCUCUAGAAAGAGUGGCUGGGAAUCUGUCUGGGGGCAGUGGGGCAGGCAGAGUUCCUGGAGGGAAGGAUGAAGGAACACCGAACUGUUACACUCGGAAGAGUAUUUCCACUUAUGGAGGCAGGAGCUUGGAGAAUGUAGAGCCUACUCCAGCUGGGCAUCUGGGAAUAUAGGGUAGAAAGGAAUUUCUUGCUUUUCAGAUAAAUCCUGGCUACCUACCACUCCUCCUUCCCCUUGUGACUCUCAUGACUUUAGGGGCCAUUUGCUAAGUUAGCACCUGUGUUUCCCUUACUGCAUUCCUGCCCCACCUUCCCAACUUGUGACCUGUGUUCUCUGGCCAGUAGGCUGAGGUGCUUUUCCAAAUAUUCAGAGUGCAUGUGGAAGCAUUCUGAGGUAGUGCUAAGUAGCCUUCUGAUAUCUGAGAACAUGCCAUCUGUUAGAAGCGGUCUCAUGAAGGGGCAUUGGAAACAAGGGAAAACGAAGAAUCCUUACUCAUUCAUUCAACAAAUAAGGGGAUAUGUGGCAAGAACUGGGCUGAUGUCUACAGAUAGUUCGUGAAGAAGGCUUUUAUCAGGGUAAGAGAUCUUUCCUGAUCCUUUCAAGCUGGAAGGCAAUUUGGGGCCAAAAAGGAAGUAGGAGGUCAAGAGAAACUUAACAUUAAAUGGUGCCAGUUUGUGGGAAGAGAGUCAGAUCUGCUCAGAGGGUCAGGAAGAGGAAGGGCCAACCUUUGUCCCAGAGGAACACUCACCCAUGAGGAAAAUGGUUUGUGCUAGACUGCUGGUGCCGAGGCUUAGAGCAGGAAGUCUAUGAGCAGGUGACCUACAUAUCCCAGCCCUGGACUAAGGUGUACACCUGUCUCAUAAGUUUGCCUGGGCCACUGGUUUGUAGGGUCCAGGGGAGAGAGACCCACCAGGGUUAAUUAUGUCCAAACAACUGUUAAUUGAUGUUUAGGGAGGAGAAACCAUUAGUGAAGAGAGCAGUCGGCUUUUUAGGUUGGCCGGAGUUGGGGCAGCAGGACUAGUCCCUAAGAGAGUGUUGGUCAUUGUAACAGGGAGGGCUACGUUUCAUGUAAUUAUGCCAUUGGAGGCUUUAAACAAAUUUGUUAGAUUUCAGAUACUCCUGUUUUUAUUGGAACUAUCUUAUUCUUGGAUAUUUACCCUUCCCUGCAGGUUAGGAGUAUCUAGGGAAAGACUUUCAUGGAAUACAUUUGGAAAGUAUUCUACCUCUUUUUCAAGUCCCUGAGUAUUGAGAUAGUACAGUUUGCCACUAUGAUGGUGUUUUAUUCUUUUAAGAAAAAGGGCAUGGUUUCCCCCUUUAUUUCCUUAUUCGCUUUCAUGUUCUUUACUGCUACCCAAAGUUUGAGCUCUGAGAGAUUAGGUGAGGAUCACCUUUCACGGCUAUUUGGAAUAGUUUCUAUGCCCUGAAGCUUAUAUCGUUUUUAAAAUAAUGACUGUUAAAAAAACAAAGUCAGUUGAUUCUGGAAUGGUUGGUUAUUUAGAACUCAGCAUUAAUUUUUUUCCAGAACAGCUAUCUUGUAAGCAGUGGUAUUAAUUACCAUUAAGCUAUUAAUGAGCUAUUAAUUACCAUUAAUAGGAACAUGGCAGAAACAGCACUCUCUCCCUCUGCAGCUGUGAAGAUUCUAUUCCCAAAACCUGCCACAGGGCAGUUCAUAACUGAGUAAAUUAAUACCCUAUGGACAAAAAUAACCCUGUUAGAAUUUUUUGUUUGUGAAAAAAUUAUAGUACUUAAAGGAGAUACUGAUGUAUUUGUACUUUCUUUUUUUUUUUUUUUUUUUAAGAUUUUAUUUAUUUAUUUGAGAGAGAGAGCUGAGAAGGGAGAGGGUCAGAGGGAGAAGCAGACUCCCUGCCAAGCAGGGAGCCCGAUGCGGGACUCAAUCCUGGGACUCCAGGAUCAUGACCUGAGCCGAAGGCAGUCGCUUAACCAACUGAGCUACCCAGGUGCCCGUAUUUGUACUUUCUAAAUGAAAAUGACACUAGAAAAUCCAUUGCUGGCCCAUAGGAAAUAUUCAAUAAAUAUUUGUUGAAUUAAUAUAUUUUAAUCAACCUGUACCCACCAGAAACUUUAGCAACUUCCUGAUAUGUAGGUAUUUAGUGUAAUAUUUAUACAGUACUGUCUUUAGAGUUCUUGAGUUGAGAUUAGAGAGAGUUGGGAGCGUUUUCUUAAGGAAGAAAUGGGACCUCUAAGGAUGAAUGAUAUCUCCAAGGUCUUGUUUGGAGAUUUUAUAAAAAUCCAAAAAUGUCUUAAUACUCAGGAUAAGAGUCUGAUACCAUUUUCACUUCCUGGGAAAACAGGAAGGAAGAGAAUUUGUCAUCUUGCUUCUGUCCUCAUCCUGUAGUCUCAUACUGUCAAAUAUUUGUUCUCAGUUUUCUCUCAAUUACUGGACAGCCAAGUGCCCAGUCACUCCAGCGCCAAAUCUUGGAAUUGUUCUCGGUCAGUCUUUUACUCAGUCCUCAUAUCCAAGCAACCACUGUAUCCUGCUUAUAUCUCCCAAGUCUGGAAGCCAUCUCCACCGCUAUUGCUUUAGUCCACAUCCUAGUUUAUUUCCUAGACCAUUUUCCUACUUUCCCAGUCAGUCUUCCAGUUGCCUGCCCCAUGAGGCCAUCUUCCACAUUUCUUCUGGAUGGUCUUUGCAAAGCACAACUGGAAGCUCUGUUAUCUCAGAAUACCUGAGCCCCUUAGAAGGCAUCUAAAGCUCCUCCACACGCACAAACAAUAAAAAUAAAUAAAUAGAUCUCUUCCAGGGGUCCAUGCCUACAUCACCCCUCUCAGCUGCCUUCCCUGCAUUGCACACUUCCGUAGUGUAAAUUCCUGUGACUGUAUCAUUGCUGGCCUCAACUUUGGUGCCUUUUGCACAGCCUCUUCCUGUGCCCUCGAUCGCCUGCCUGCCUUCUGCUUGCCUGGAAAGCCUCCAGGAGUCACUUAGGAAUAUGUUCAUGCAACACCUGCUUUGAAGCUGUCUCUGACCUCACAUGUUUUUUAUUUCGGUAUUUUGACACCUUCAUUUUAUUUAUGUUCCAUUGUAGUGGCUAGUUUCCAAAUCUUUCUCUUCCCACUGAACUGUCAGCUCUGUCAAAGCAGGGGCCCUGUGAUACUUAUUCAUCUUUGUAUCCACAGUCCCUGGCACUUCAAAUUUGCUCAGUAAAUAUUUGUUGAGCUCAACUAAAAUACCCAAGUCAGACACUUCUCCACGCCUGCCUACAGGUUUUGACUUUAGGUCCACAGCUGCCAGCAGAAGGGAGGUAUGGAGAGGAUAUGAGUGUGUACAUGAAGUGUUUGCCAGGUGCAAGCAUUCCGAAUCUUUCCUCAAGAUACAGAUUGUGUGGUUAUAUUAAGCAGAGGGUCCCUUAAGAAAAAGUAAUAUUUUGUACAAAACAAAACCCUUGUGUUAAAAAUGAGCUAUUUAAAUGUCGCAUCACAGUUUAACAAAGUACUUUCAGAUAUGUUGAUGUCAGCAUCACCAGGAGGAGGCAAAUGCUUGCAUCUGUAGAAGCAGAACCAUGUCAGCUGGAAUAUCUCUGAAAUAAGGAGUAGGAGCUGAAUACUGAUGCUGGUGUAGCAGGAGAGCUUUUGAGUUUAGCAGUCCCAGUGUGGAAGCACUACCUGAGCUCACAGCUUUCUUUGGCUCCAGAUGAUAAAGAACUGGAAUGUGGUGCUCAUUCUCAGUGUGCUGAAACUUAACUUGUGAUUUCACAAGGACAUGGGAUGAGGCCACAUCAGAUCCUCAGAACAACAGUAGAGAAAACAGGUGGUUGUACUUGCCCAAGGUCACAUAGCUAGUAAGUGACAUGUGAAAUUUUAAACUCCCAUGUCCUUUCUCACUUUUCCUUCAGAUUUCUCUUUAUUGGUCAUACCUCUGCUCCGUGAUUCCUCUUUAGUUGUGUUUAUUAUAGAUUUGACUGCAAAGGACUCCAAUCUUGCCCUGCUUGUGAGGAUGGGAGGAGCUCAUUUUAAGAUUUUAUUUUUAAGUAAUUUCUACACUCAACAUGGGGCUUGAACUCAAAACCCUUAAAUCAAGAGUCCUGUGCUCUACCAGCUGAGCCAGGCAGGCAACCCUGGGAGCUUAUUUUAAAUCAAAAAGCGCUUUUGCCCUCAGACUUUCCAGCGUGUGAGUGUGAGAAAUAAAUUGGUUUCACAUUUUCAUUUCACCUUUCUGCCUACUUAAUGCAGAAGUCUAGCUUUGACUCCAGGUGGCUUCAGUUUCACUCACCUUUAGCUACUGGCCACUGCAGGGCUAAGGUCACUUUAGUUUUGUGGAAUGUUUUUUUUUUAAUAUUUUAUUUAUUUAUUUGA
Molecule: messenger RNA, 6782 nt
Organism: Lutra lutra (Eurasian river otter)
Lineage: Eukaryota; Metazoa; Chordata; Mammalia; Carnivora; Mustelidae
Product: zinc finger protein 501
Exons: 3
Coding region: 821-2644 (607 amino acids)
Source: RefSeq, a predicted model, not a curated record